This is a messenger RNA of Hyaloscypha bicolor E, 1014 nucleotides long. RefSeq names its product HET-domain-containing protein. The annotation marks the transcript as partial. NCBI's taxonomy places the organism in Eukaryota, Fungi, Ascomycota, Leotiomycetes, Helotiales, Hyaloscyphaceae. The record is from RefSeq and is a predicted model, not a curated record. The transcript has 2 exons.
AUCCAAAACUGCCUAGAGAACCACAAAACCUGCAAUCGAAACCCCCAAGAGAACUCAUCGUUUCUACCAACACGCCUAGUCGACGUCCAAUGCCCAUCCUCCAUCCGUCUCCUCAACUCAAGUGCAAUUGUCGACCCCGAUCGAAGAUAUGUAGCCCUCAGCUACUGCUGGAGCGACUCGAUGCCCGAAAGCGGGCGAACGACGCUCUCCUCUCUUGCAGUCCACCAACAUGAAAUCAAUGCCAAGAAGCUUCCGAAGACUCUUCAAGAAGCUCUCGAGGUCACUCGCUCUCUCUCAAUAAGAUAUAUCUGGAUAGACGCCCUCUGCAUCAUCCAAGAUGACGAAAUCGACCGGGAACGUGAAAUAGAGACCAUGGCGCAGGUAUAUUCCUGCGCAACACUAACCAUCGCUGCUGGCGUCUCGUCCCACUGCGACGGUGGCUUCCUCGUGACGAAACGUUCUCCUUCCCGGAUUCUCUCUAUGUGGUUCGGAAGCUGGCCGGAGGAGCUCACGAGGCUCCUCCUGACCGUCAGUCCGGCUUGGACGGGUCCUUUGUUCUCAAACCCUCUUUUCAAGCGGGGCUGGACACUUCAAGAACGCGAACUUUCUGUCCGCGUACUUCACUUUACGAGCACAAACGUGAUCUUCGAAUGUAGAGAAGCUGUCAACCGGUACGAGCCAGGUGAUUGGCGACACCGAAUGCUCGACUUCGAAGACAGCCGCAAGAGUCCCUGGCGUGGGAGGUCCAUGAAGCGGAUCGCCAUCGCGGACUGGCAUGUUAUUUGGUGGCGGACCGUUAGAGAUUAUUCAAGGAGACGGUUCACAGAUCCGAGUGAUAUGUUACCUGCAAUAGCUGGAUUGGCAGAUGUGAUAGAGAAAAGACUGGGCUGGAGCUACAGGGCAGGUUUGUGGAUGGAAAAUUUGGCGUUUGACUUACUUUGGCAAGUUGUCAGAGAUGCACGGGUAACUGAGGUGGUGGAUGCGUAUGUAGCUCCGUCAUGGUCUUGGGCUUCU